CGCUCCGGAGGCGGCGCGGGGCCGAGGCCGGGGGCCGAGGCCGGGCCCGGGGGAGCCAUGCGGACAGCGCAGGAGCGCAGCCAGGAGCGCCUGCCGCCCAAGAAGCGCGAGCUGCCCGUCGCCCCCGCCGGCGGCGAAGAGGCGGGCCGGGGGCCUGAGCGAGCGGCGGGGGGGCCCGGCGGCGAGACCUCUUCCUCCUCCUCCGCCGCCGCCGCCGCCUCCCCGGCCGAGUGGGCGCGCGGGCCGUCGCGCUACGGGGAGGGUGCGGAGGGUGCGGGGGUGGGGCUGACGGUGGACCAGUACGGGUUGCUGUACAAGGUGGCGGUGCCGCCGGUGGUGAGCGUCAGCCCGCUGCCGCCGGCCUUCAGCGUGGCCUCGCCGCUCCUGCCGCACCCGGGGCUCCCCUACUCGCCCGUCCACUACGCGCAGCUUCCCCCGGCCCCGCUGCACUUCGUGGGCUCGCACUACUCGCUGCCCUACGCCCUGGCCCCGGGCUUCCUGCCUGGGCACCUUCUGCCGACCUCGGCGUCUGCCGGCCUGGCCGCCUCUCGCAUCCCCCACUUGGUGCCCUACGCCCCUCUCCUGCCAGAAGAGGCCGCGCCGCCUGCUCCGGGCUUCGGCAAGCCUGCGGCCCCCCUUUCCCCCUCGGGCCCCGUGCAGCCCCAGGGUGGGGGCCAGCCGCUGGAGGCGGGGCAGAGCAGGUUUCCGGUUUAUUACCAGAUGUCUCCCGUACCAGCCGGCUAUUCAGCGUUUGAGAUUCCCGUUGUGGAUCCCGGCUUGGAUCUCCCUCUACCGAGCCCCAAAAUUGUCACAGCCAACGGGGUGGAGAGGCCCGCUGUGGGGCCCAAGCGAAGUGAGGCUCUGGGUACGGACAGCGGCAGCACAGAAGGGCAGUUUCCGAGGACGGCAGGAGAUUCCACCAGUCGCUUCUUCACAAGCUGUCAGUCUGCAAGAACAGAAGCUUCAGUGAUCUCUCAGCGCAGCACCCCAGACACCGACCUGGAAGUGCAGCAGGUGGUGGGUGUGUUUGCUUCUCAGGACUACCCUGCCUGCUCAGGGCAGAAGGAUGGCUUAAGCCCUUUAAAUCUAUCGCAUCGGGAUCUCUCUGAGCAGGAGGAGGAAUCGGUGAGGAAUCUAGGACGAGCUGCUGCUAGGCUGUCUGCAGAGGAACAGCUCCACCACCCUAACCCGGCCCUGAGAGGCCCGACGAUGGCCAAUGGCAAGGCAGCAUCAGGGUCCCUUCUGCCUGCGGCUCAGGAUGGCCUUGGGAGAGUGAGCCCGGAGGUGCCAGCGCAGGGGUUGCUGCCUGAUACAGACCAUGCUCGCUCCCAGGCUCACUUGCCCUCCCAUUUCAUGAAAGGCGCCAUUAUCCAGCUGGCCACUGGGGAGCUGAAGCGGGUGGAGGAUCUGCAGACCCAAGACUUUGUGCGCAGUGCAGAGGUGAGCGGUGGCCUGAAGAUUGACUCCAGCACAGUUGUGGACAUCCAGGAGAGCCCCUGGCAGGGCUUCGUCAUGCUACAUUUUGUGGUUGGGGAGCAGCAGAGCAAAGUGAGCAUUGAUGUCCCCCCAGAGCACCCAUUUUUUGUGUAUGGACAGGGUUGGUCGUCUUGCAGCCCAGAGCGGACAGCUCGGCUCUUUGCACUCCCUUGUCACAGACUGCAGGUGGGUGAUGUGUGUAUUUCCAUCAGUUUACAAAGUCUGAAUGGUAGGCUUGCUCCUCAGGCUAGCCCCCAGGGAGCUACUAGAGAGAGGCUUGUAAGAUCCAGCCAGAGUCUCCGAGAGCCACAAGCUAGGGCUGGGGAGGAAAGCCCUCUGCAGAAGGGUGCGGGGUCAGUGGGCUCUCCCUCCGAGUCCUCCCAUCUUGAACCCACCUCUCAGCAUGGCUGGGCUGGCCCCAGCUUCCAAAGGUUUGGGGAGGAGCCCCAGUCGCCUCUGCUUCGCCCCUCAUUCAUUCCCCAAGAGGUCAAGCUGUCCAUUGAGGGUCGGUCAAAUGCAGGGAAGUGAAGCCCUGCUGGUGGGUGAACUGCUGGCCAUGCCGAACUGUGCUUUUGCUUGGCUCCUGAGAGGUGCCCCAUUCAUCCCCUCCUGUGUGCCUGAAAUCAUUCCACUGGCAGAGGCUUCCUCCUCCCACUCCCUGCAGGGCUUGUUGGCUGUCUGCAGGGUGAUCUCUAACAGCAGAGUUCUUCUCCUGUGGAGGGAGGACCGGGACCCCAUCGCCCCUCUCUUCACACAAGCACUUUAAGCAGGCACCUGCCGAAACACAGAGCAGAGCGCGCUUUCCCCGGAGUGGGGACGCGGAGACCAAGCCAGGGGGCUGAAGCAGGCGAGGUCCCCGCUCAGGCACAAGUUACGCUUCUCUGCUUUAGGGAGAGGUGCAAAGCCUUGCUGCUAUAGGAACUGCAGCUGCUCUCUUCAAGCAAGGAGAAAAUGGAGCCGAGGCAGGCAGGGCUGGCUUUCUAGUCUGAGUUUCUCCUCAGGAUGGUAUUUAUAAGCAUUUGUUGUAUUGAAAAGAAGCAGUUAAUUCAUAUCCUGUUGAACGAGAGCCCUGACCACACACUGCAUGCCCUCUGGCCUCUGCAGCCAGUUAGGAAUAGGGCCCUGCUGAAGAAUACACACCCUCUUCCCUCCCUGGCUUUUCCACUCAGCCACUCGCUGCCUGAAGCAGCUCAGUUUGGGCCAAAAGUUUAUCAUUGAAUUAUGGAGUUUGUCUUAGCCUGGGGCAUAUCAUAAACCUACUAUGGAUGGUGGACUGGCAGAAGCAUCCCAAGGAAAACAUAUUUUCUGUGUGGGUUACAAGCCUGCCACACAUUCAACCAUUAGGGGCCUGUCUGAUUAAAGUCUUUCUUAGGGACAUUUGUGGAGUUGAGGAUGCAGCCACUGCAAUAAUUUCUGAGCUCUUUGGAUAGAGAAGCCCAAUGUGUAUGAGUGGCACUUGCCAUCUUAACAAGAUGUGUUCCGGUUCCUUAGACAACAAAAUAACAGACAGUGAUGAGUCCAGAAGAAUAAAACAACCGUUUUUGAGUCUAGAGCACUAAAGGUUACAAUAGCAUGCCAGCAGAAUGGGCUCCAGUUAGAGAAUUUCUGUCGGCUUGGUGCCUUGCAACCUCUGUGGAAGGGUGAAAGGAAGUUCUUGACUUUUCUUGAUUCCUCCUCCAUUGAGACGGUGCCCCCAACGCACUCUUCUCUAGAGCAGCUGUUAGAAACCGCCUUCCACCUUGGCUGGAAACUGGACUGGUGCUUGUUGUGGCACUGACAGUUGUGUUGAGGCAGUGUGCCCCAAGCGCCUCUAUAUGAAGCACAGCCGAAUUUACUUUUCUCACCUGCCUCCCUCCCCGCUCUUGCUGUCUUCUUCCAGUGGCUCUAGCACUUUACACUAUUCCCAGCUGCUUGUCAGUCAUCAUCCCUUGUCUUUCUUCAUUGACUCCCCCAGGCCUCUGUCAUGUGUGCCUCAGGCCUGUUCUGAUUGCCCCACCCUGGGCCUGGAGUCUUUUAUGUCCUGCUGUCGUCAUCCUCUGUUGGAAUUCAUUUUAUUUGUUUUAGCCCAGCUUUCCAGCCUGUCAAGAUCAUCCUAUAUCCUGACUCUGUCUUUGACUAUAUUUGCUACCCCUUCCAAUUUAGUAUCAGCUGCAAAUAAGCAUUUUCUCUGUUCCUUCAUCCAAAUCAUUUAUCAAAACGUUGAACAGAACAGGUCCCAGGACUGAUCCCUGAGGCACUCCACUUGUCACUCUUCUCCAAGAGGAUGAGAAACCAUUAACUAGCACUUUUUGGGUGCUGUCUGUCCACCAGUUACAGAUCCACCUAAUAGUGAUAGGAUCCAAACCACUUUCUUCAUUGACUCCCCCCCCCCGAUCCUCUGUCACGUGUACCUUAGGCCUGUUCUGAUUGCUCCAUCCUGGGCUUGGAGCCUUUCGUGUUCUGCUGUCCUUCCACCGAGUCUGCCUCUCUCCUUUUCCCUCGGGGCAGGCUACUGGGAGGUGGGGCUGAGCAGGGGCAUAUAGCCGGCUACCCUGUGGGGUUGUUUCCUUUUCCCUCUGCGUGUUCCUCUCCAGUUCACUUUGGCUUUUGAGCCUUGUAGGGGAUGGGGGGAUGGCUUUGCCUUGGACAACUUCUGGGAGAUGAUAAACAUGCUAAACAAGUCCCCAAAGGAUUAGGUUCUUGACGACUAGCAUUUGGUGUACACGUUUCUAGGCAGAGUAUGGACACUGGGUGCAAACAUAAUGGGCAGCGGGCCAUGGCUGUGUUGGCAGGGCUGCCGCAGAGGCCUAACCUCCCUGAGCAAUAAGCUACUUCAUUUGGCAGACACUACGGAGGAGCCUCGUGCCUGGCCCUAGUGAAGCUUUCAGGAGGGUCCCCUGAUGUGCAAUACCACGGGGCUCGCCUUCAUCCACUGCCAUUCCAUGGGGUAGGGACCUGGCAGUGGGGUAGCCUUUAGGGAGAGGACGCUGAACUGCAGGGACAGGGGAGCCCCUUGCCUCUGGCCACCCCCCCUAACAUCCCCCUUCAGUUUUGCCCUUCCUUUGGUUCCUUAGCCCCUGCCUACAAGAGUACAUGUGCCUUUCUGUAGCGCCAUCCCCAGGGAUACUUCCUGCUAAUACGCAGGCCCUAUCUUUCAGUCACCUAGGGGAUAUACUGAGGAGGGUGGCAGGCUGGCUCUGGGAUCCAUUGGAGCAUGAGCAAUCCUUGCACAGCACCUUAGCCAGAGUGGGCAGCUGGCCUGGAUGUGGCUGGCAAGGCGGAAUGUGUGACCCAGCUGUUAAUGCGUGUUGUCUUACUCUGUAACCGACUGCAUCGUAUCUAAAGCCUUAGAACUAACCCAGUCCCUUUUCUCCUGUCUGAUCUUUAAGGAAGCAUUAUGAGUCUAAGGAUAAUCUAUUUUGUUGUGUUUUUGUAUCUGUUUUGAAUAAAUCAAUUUGUACUGUA
This is a messenger RNA of Eublepharis macularius, 4920 nucleotides long. RefSeq names its product ataxin 1 like (gene ATXN1L). The record is from RefSeq and is a predicted model, not a curated record. Gene Ontology annotation, biological process: regulation of DNA-templated transcription; anatomical structure development. The transcript has a single exon. Lineage: Eukaryota; Metazoa; Chordata; Lepidosauria; Squamata; Eublepharidae. Gene Ontology annotation, molecular function: RNA binding; protein binding. The coding region runs from base 58 to 2004 and encodes 648 amino acids. Gene Ontology annotation, cellular component: nucleus.